This is a messenger RNA of Adelges cooleyi (spruce gall adelgid), 5076 nucleotides long. RefSeq names its product protein kinase C, brain isozyme (gene Pkc53E). The record is from RefSeq and is a predicted model, not a curated record. Lineage: Eukaryota; Metazoa; Arthropoda; Insecta; Hemiptera; Adelgidae. Gene Ontology annotation, biological process: protein phosphorylation. Bases 201 to 2237 code for a protein of 678 amino acids. The transcript is spliced from 15 exons. Gene Ontology annotation, molecular function: zinc ion binding; diacylglycerol-dependent serine/threonine kinase activity; ATP binding.
GUCGGCAGUCAGUCAUUACGAUGAGCUGUAGUUGACCCGUUUAUGUUUUCUCACUAUCUGUUAUCAGUACAGCGCGCUGAUUGUCAAAAUAUUUGAGAAUAUAAAAUAAUUAUUCUUGUUUAGUUUUAAACGACCAACGUUUAAUUUUUCUAAUAAGUCGAUCGUUUCCCGUUCAGACCGAACACCGCACAGCCGGAACAAUGGCUGACGACGACGGAAACAUGGAAGAGAACAACGCAGGGGACAUGAACACCAAAUUUGGCUUACGAAUACGUGGGCGCAAAGGUGCUCUAAAAAAGAAGAACGUCUAUAACGUCAAGGAUCACAAGUUCAUACCUCGGUUUUUCAAACAACCUACAUUUUGCAGCCACUGCAAGGAUUUUAUAUGGGGCUUUGGGAAACAAGGAUUUCAGUGCCAAGUAUGCAGUUUCGUCGUACACAAACGUUGCCACGAAUUCGUAUCUUUCACGUGCCCUGGAGCUGACAAGGGACCUGAUUCCGACUCUUCCAGGACCAAGCACAGGUUCAAAGUGCACUCAUACGCUAGCCCGGCAUUUUGCGACCAUUGUGGCUCGUUAUUGUACGGUGUCAUACAUCAGGGGAUGAAAUGCGAAGCUUGCGACAUGAACGUGCACAAGCGAUGUCAGGAGAGUGUGCCAAACUUGUGCGGAUGUGAUCACACGGAACGACGGGGAAGGAUAGAAGUUAAAGUCACGUGCCAAGGAACGAAACUCAUCAUUGAAAUUCGCCAAGGAAAAAAUCUUAUUCCAAUGGAUCCGAACGGCUCGUCCGAUCCGUACGUUAAACUGAAACUCAUACCGGACACCGACAACAUAAAAAAGAAAACCAAAACAAUCAAAUCGUCGCUCAACCCUGUGUGGAACGAGACGAUAACAUUCGAAUUGAAACCGGAAGACAAAGAUCGGCGGUUGCUGAUCGAAGUAUGGGACUGGGACAGGACGUCCCGGAACGACUUCAUGGGGUCCCUGUCGUUUGGCAUAUCCGAGCUGAUCAAGUCGCCGGUGGAGGGUUGGUUCAAGCUGUUGACACAGGAAGAGGGCGAGUUCUACAACGUGCCUGUUCCCGAAGAAGGAGCCGACCUGGCGGCUCUGAAAAAUCAAAUGCGGGGCUCGAAAACACAAAGUCGAAGUUCGAAAACGUCGAUAACCUGCAGAAAACCGAUGAUGCCGGACAAGGACGUGCCACACAACAUGGGCAAAAAAGACGUCAUCAGGGCGUCGGAUUUCAACUUUUUGCAAGUGUUGGGCAAAGGCAGCUUUGGAAAAGUGAUGUUGGCCGAACGAAAGGGGACGGACGAGUUGUACGCCAUUAAAAUACUGAAAAAAGACAUCAUUAUCCAGGAUGACGACGUCGAGUGCACUAUGGUGGAAAAACGCGUUUUGGCUUUAUCCAGCAAGCCGCCGUUUCUCGUGCAGCUCCAUUCUUGUUUUCAGACCAUGGACCGUUUAUAUUUCGUAAUGGAGUACAUCAACGGAGGAGACCUAAUGUUCCAAAUCCAACAAUGUGGAAAGUUUAAAGAACCCGUCGCCGUAUUUUAUUCGGCAGAAAUCGCUAUUGGUCUGUUCUAUUUGCAUCUUAACGGCAUCAUUUACAGAGACUUGAAGUUAGAUAACGUGCUAUUGGAUCAAGACGGUCACAUAAAAAUCGCCGAUUUCGGCAUGUGCAAAGAAGGCAUUAUGGGAGAUAAGACGACCAAGACAUUUUGCGGAACGCCCGACUACAUAGCUCCAGAGAUCAUUUUGUAUCAACCUUACGGCAAGUCGGUCGACUGGUGGGCUUACGGUGUGCUGUUAUACGAAAUGCUGGUCGGUCAACCGCCGUUCGAUGGCGAGGACGAAGAAGAGCUUUUCGCCGCAAUUACCGACCACAGCGUCAGCUAUCCCAAAGGCAUGUCCAAAGAAGCCAAAGAGAUAUGCAAAGGGUUUUUGACCAAGAACCCUAUGAAACGACUGGGCGGCGGUCCCAGGGGCGAAGAGGACAUCCGGGGACACGUGUUUUUCAGACGGAUAGAUUGGGCGAAAAUCGAAAACCGCGAAGUCCAACCGCCGUUCAAGCCGAAAAUCAAACACCGGAAGGACGUGAGCAAUUUCGACAAGCAGUUCACCGGCGAGAAAACCGACCUGACGCCCACUGACAAACUGUUCAUGAUGAACCUGGACCAGACCGAGUUCAUGGGCUUCUCUUUUCUCAAUCCGGAGUUCAUACAACACGUCUAAUGGCCGAUCUUUAGGCCGUUCACCAUCCUUGAAAUACCCCCUACUCGUUUUCGUUUUUCUACUUACAGGGUCCAUCUUAUCCGUUUUGUUUCACUACUUCUUCGUCUUCUCCUUCUUUUUUAUUUUUUUUUUUUAACUUACCGGUUCAACCAACGGUUCCGAAUUCACCGAGUCAAUUUGUCGGCCACUAAAAUUACCAAGACCCACUCACGUUAUUUUACACCUUUACCACUGCGAAUUUCCUAACCGGUACAAAUCCACUGGUACAAACACAGACCUUCUGGACCUUAAUCUCUAAUAGUAAACAACAACUGUAUAGUUGUUGUUUUAAUUUUUUUCCUCAGUACCUGACUUAUGUUAGUUGUGAUAGUUGAUACCACAUAAUUUCGAUAACUAAAAUAGCCCUUUACAAUGUCUAUUGAACCUGCAAGAUUGUUAUCGUACGAAACAAAUAAUAGACACCCCAAAAGCUGUUGUUCGAUGAGAUUGUACUCUCAAGUGCAAAUACUGGUAACACUUGUUCAAUUGUUUGUUAACACCAGAAACUAAUCUAAGACAGCUCGACCACUUUUUUUAAUUAUUUGUUUUUUUCCAUUUCGACUAUUAAGCGUGUUUCGCCUAAAAAUUAAUUUAGUAUAAAAUUUGGUUGUGGUUUAACAAAAAAAACAUACAAUAUAUUAUACUGUAUGCAUUUACCUUUGUGUUUAGAUUUUAAUGCGGGAUAGUUUUUAAAUUAUACGAAUAUAUUAUUAUUAUUAUUAUUAUUAUUAUUAUUAUAUGAUAUUUUCAAACAUUUACAUUCUAAAAUUAUUACAUUUUCUAACUGUGAUUUACCCAAGUGCAAUAGGCGUGGAAUGUCUUUAAAUUUACAUUUAUUACGUUAUCGCUAUUAUUAUUAUUAUUACUAUAUUAGACUAUACUAGACGCGGGUCUUAAGAGCUAAGAUGUGUAACAGUAUAAUAAUAAUAUAUUUGUAGCUUUUUCUCCCAUUUAUUCCUUUAAUAUUAAGCGUGAUCAAAAACAGAUAGUUAGCAUAUUAUAUAAUAGUAUAAUAUUACAAUGUACUUUAUUAUUUUACUCUCUUGUUUCUAAAUCUUUUUUUCAAUAUUGUCGUUUUUUAAUGUAAAAUAUUAUAAAUCAACAUUUUUUUAAAUUAUUAUUAAUUACAUAUUUAUAACACUCCAAUGUUUUACUCUUCAAAUUUUGUAAAACCAAAUCAGACAGUAUUAUUUAUAAAUAUACUAUUAUUAUUAAAAAUAAUUUAUAUUAGUCUCAAAAACUUAGUAUUAUAUUUAUAAUAUAUAUGUAUACGUAUUGAUUAAAAUAGAGCACUCGUCGUUGGCCUUUGGGAUGAGACGUGAAACUGAUACCCAAUAUGUAAAAGAUUCGUCCCAAAAUCAAAAUGACUUUCUCUCGACAAAGUGCUUCUAAACAUAAUUAAUAUACAAAAUCUAACGUGGAAUUUGUGUCGUGUGUGUAAGCGUUACUUAAAAGACGUUUUAUAAGUUAAUAUAAUAUAGCUAAAAAUUACUUCUCGCUGACCUUUGACUUGCUCACGACUUAUGUGUAAUUUAACUUUUAAGUAGAAUUUGGCUAAACAAAUACCUGUGAAAAAUGUUAAAUGAUCAAAAUUCAUGUUUAGUGUACUCGUAAUGAUAUUUACUAGUGUAUAAAUAAUAUAAACAGACGAAAUAUGUCUGAUUGUUUUUUCAUUCUACUCUUAUUAAUAAUUAUUAAUGUUGUAUAAUAUCUUUAUUUUCCUGUUAAUUGUCUUUAAUUUUAUUUACUUACCUUAAUCAUUCGUUAUAAAGGAUCAUUUUUUAACUUAUUAACGAAUACCAACGGUUUUAUGUAUUUAUUAAUUAUUAUUAUUAAAGUAUACUAUUGAUUGUUAUGCUGUAUAUUAUAGUAAUUUACGUACGCUCUUAUUUGUUAAAAAUUAUCUUCAUUUUUUAUUGAAAAAAGUGCAUGUGUAGGCCGUAUAGUGUACAUUAUUUUUUAGUCGAUAAUGUGUUAUCUGUGAACGAUGAUUUAUGACUUUAAGAAAACAAAUUACCAUCGUUUUAAAAACUCAAAUAAUUUUUUGACUAAUUUUAAUUAUUAUAAUAAUAACAUAGUUUAGAUCCGUGUUUCAAUUUAACUUUUUUUCAACUGUCUCAAUAUUUUUAAAUAUUCAAUUGACAAGUUAUAUUAUAAUAUAAAUAUAUUAUACAUACGAGUACGAAGUAUGUAUAUGUUUUAAGAAAAAAAGCCUUGUCUCCGAUCGAUAGUAACCAGUUGUCAGUUAUAUAAUUACAACUUUAUUUUGAAAACAGAUUUAACUCAAGUUUUGCCUGGUCUAUACUUAUAGUUUGCACCCCUCAUUGAUUAUCAAGUAAAAUAAAGACCGAGAUGUGAUCUGCCAGUGGUUACGCCUAAAAAUUUUCAAGCAGACCACGUAGUGUAUUUUUUUUGAUCACAUAAAAAGUGACUCUCCGGGUAAAUGUUAUUUCCUUUUUAAAAACUAACGACCACUACAUAUCGGUGACAUGCUUUUUAUUACACCCUUUGUGUUAUUAUAUCUUUUGAUAUUGUCAUUUUUCUCCAUUUAAAUUUAUGUAUAAUUAUUUAUUAUAAAAUGUUGUUAUUAUUUAUAAUAAUUAUGUACACCUACCUAAUAUUGUAUUUAAUUAUUCACGUUAAUACUCUGACAAUCAAUCUCUCUUCGCCAUAUUUCAUUGCCUGUUUGUUUCAUUUAAUUUUAUAUAAUACAUAAUGUUUUCGUCUAAUGUGCCAAAACAUCUUUAAUAAUUAUUAUUAUUGUUGUUUGAUGUUUCGUUUUAAAUUUUCAACUUUUUGA